CCUGACUGUUCCCCGCGGACGGAGCCCCCCUACUCCCUGCCUUCCCUUGAUUCCUUAAGAGGGCGCCCACGACUCUCCUCCUCUGGGUCGGGGGGAGUUUCUUCCUCCAUUUUCAUAGGGUUGUCUGUCGAGAUCCCUGUUCCUUUCGCUGGAGAUUCGGGCUCUCUACUUUCUGAUUUCGUCCCGCGUUGUUCUGAGCGGACGUCCCGACCUUUUCUGAGAAACCCCCGUUGAAGGAAGUAUUCUCUCUUCUGUUUUUGUUAUAGAUUUGGUUGGUUAUCAUUUGAAUUUGUCGAACUGGUGUUGACCUGCAUGACAACUUUGGCAAUGAGAAGUAUUGAGGAGGAAGUCUCUUACAUCCAAGUGUAAUAGUGUUUCGGCUGAAUCAGUGGUUCACAUUUGGGCUGCAGUUUUGAAAACAGAAUCAGUCAAAAUUCAGCGACCAGGGUCUGGGGGUGACCUGCCGCAAGGCAGCGGCAUUGACUACGGUCUUCCUGUGACACGGAGAGUUAACUCUGCACAUGCCUUCAUGAUGAUGGACAAUGACAUGGAGGAGGGAAAUGUUGGCUCUUACCAGGAUCGGCCUAGAACCUUUCCAUCCAUGCGGAGCAAAACUUAUACACCAAUGAUAAUAAGGAUAUUCAUGGGCAUGAAUUCUCGUCUCUUACUGGUUCUCCUGCUAUGCACCCUUGUAGCCGUAUUUUACAUUGGCGCAAGUACUUCUCCUAUUAUUGUGCUUGUGUUUUCUAUUUGUACUGCCAGUUUCAUUUUCGCGUUAUAUCUCACGAAAUGGGUACUGGCAAAGGAUGAGGGACCACCAGAGAUGGCUCAGAUAUCUGAUGCCAUUCGUGAUGGAGCAGAAGGUUUCUUCAGAACCCAAUACGGAACAAUUUCCAAAAUGGCAACUUUACUGGCAUUUGUGAUUCUUUGUAUAUAUCUGUUUCGUAGUACUACGCCUCAACAAGAAUCAUCUGGGCUUGGGAGGUCAACUUCUGCAUAUGUUACUGUGAUAGCAUUCCUUCUGGGAGCUUUAUGUUCAGGUAUUGCUGGUUAUGUUGGAAUGUGGGUAUCAGUGCGUGCAAAUGUUCGGGUUUCUAGUGCUGCUAGACGCUCAGCAAGAGAAGCAUUACAGGUUGCUGUCCGUGCAGGUGGAUUUUCUGCUCUUGUUGUUGUUGGGAUGGCGGUCAUAGGGGUAGCCAUUCUUUAUUCAACAUUCUACAUUUGGUUAGAGGUGGACUUGCCAGGUUCAAUGAAGGUGACAGAAUUACCUCUUCUCCUGGUUGGUUAUGGAUUUGGAGCCUCAUUUGUGGCACUCUUUGCGCAACUUGGUGGUGGUAUUUACACUAAAGCAGCUGAUGUAGGAGCUGAUCUUGUUGGUAAAGUAGAGCAAGGCAUUCCUGAAGAUGACCCACGUAACCCUGCUGUCAUUGCGGAUUUGGUAGGAGAUAAUGUUGGUGAUUGUGCAGCUCGUGGUGCUGAUCUUUUUGAAAGUAUAGCUGCAGAAGUAAUCAGCGCCAUGAUACUUGGCGGAACAAUGGCCAAGCAUUGCAAGAUUGAAGAUCCUUCUGGUUUUAUCCUUUUCCCUCUUGUUGUCCAUUCCUUUGACUUGGUGGUAUCAUCAGCUGGGAUUCUUUCCAUCAGGGGCACACGUGAUUCAGGUCUCAAGACACCUAUAGAGGAUCCAAUGGCAAUACUUCAGAAGGGUUAUUCAGUUACAAUAUUCUUGGCUGUUCUAGCAUUUGCUGGGUCAACACGGUGGCUACUUUAUACUGAGCAAGCUCCUUCAGCGUGGCUAAACUUUGCUUUGUGUGGUUUGGUGGGCAUCAUCACAGCCUAUGUUUUUGUGUGGAUCACAAAAUAUUACACUGAUUAUAAGCACGAACCAGUGCGUUCAUUAGCUCUCUCAAGCUCAACAGGCCAUGGUACCAAUAUCAUUGCUGGUGUCAGUUUGGGUCUCGAGUCAACUGCCUUGCCAGUUCUUGUCAUCAGCGUAUCUGUAUUGUCAGCCUUCUGGCUAGGACACACCUCAGGCCUGGUGGAUGAGAAUGGACAUCCAACUGGUGGUUUGUUUGGAACUGCUGUUGCUACAAUGGGGAUGCUCAGUACUGCAGCAUAUGUGCUAACCAUGGACAUGUUUGGCCCCAUAGCAGACAAUGCUGGUGGAAUUGUGGAAAUGAGUCAACAGCCUGAAAGCGUCCGGGAGAUCACUGAUCUUUUAGAUGCAGUGGGGAACACGACCAAAGCUACCACCAAGGGGUUUGCUAUUGGAUCUGCAGCACUUGCAUCUUUCCUUUUGUUUAGUGCUUACAUGGAUGAAGUAGCUGCUUUUGCUCAUUCACCUUUUAAGCAGGUUGAUAUUGCAAUACCAGAAGUUUUUGUUGGAGGCUUGUUGGGUUCGAUGCUGAUCUUCCUGUUCAGUGCAUGGGCCUGUGCUGCUGUUGGUCGGACUGCCCAAGAAGUUGUUAAUGAAGUUAGGAGGCAGUUUAUUGAAAGACCUGGCAUAAUGGAAUAUAAAGAAAAACCAGAUUAUGGGCGUUGUGUAGCUAUUGUCGCAUCAGCAUCACUCAGAGAAAUGAUUAAGCCUGGAGCUUUGGCAAUUGUGUCUCCCAUUGUUGUCGGGGUUAUUUUCCGGUUCAUAGGGCAUCAUACAGGUCAUCCAUUACUUGGAGCCAAAGUGGUGGCUGCCAUGCUAAUGUUUGCUACUGUUUCUGGUAUACUGAUGGCACUCUUUUUGAAUACUGCUGGCGGCGCAUGGGAUAAUGCAAAGAAGUUCAUAGAAACUGGUGCUCUUGGAGGGAAGGGCAGUGAUUGCCAUAAAGCAGCAGUUACUGGAGAUACUGUUGGAGACCCGUUCAAAGAUACUGCUGGACCUUCACUUCAUGUUCUCAUCAAGAUGCUUGCAACCAUAACACUGGUGAUGGCCCCAAUUUUCCUGUGAUUCUAGCUGUGAUGCCUUUCCAGAACUUUGAUGCCCACUGCGUGCGGGAACCAAUUGAAGAGAGGGAGCUGACAUGAUUGAGGGGUUUGGAGAAUAUCCUCCAAAAGAGAGAGGAAAUGGUUUUAUAUGGCUUAGUGCUUAGGAAGCCCAUUUUUUAUUUUCCUCUUCUUUCUUGUAACCAUAUCACCUUCAUUUCAACUGAUAAAGAAUAAUAGUCGGAGUAUAGCCCAUUCGAGUA
Messenger RNA from Nymphaea colorata (pocket water lily), 3176 nucleotides. Its product is annotated as pyrophosphate-energized membrane proton pump 2. Lineage: Eukaryota; Viridiplantae; Streptophyta; Magnoliopsida; Nymphaeales; Nymphaeaceae. Gene Ontology annotation, cellular component: membrane. The record is from RefSeq and is a predicted model, not a curated record. Gene Ontology annotation, molecular function: inorganic diphosphate phosphatase activity; diphosphate hydrolysis-driven proton transmembrane transporter activity. The coding region runs from base 530 to 2938 and encodes 802 amino acids. The transcript has 15 exons. Gene Ontology annotation, biological process: proton transmembrane transport.